Molecule: messenger RNA, 1954 nt
Organism: Anopheles stephensi (Asian malaria mosquito)
Lineage: Eukaryota; Metazoa; Arthropoda; Insecta; Diptera; Culicidae
Gene: Mettl14
Product: N6-adenosine-methyltransferase non-catalytic subunit
Exons: 3
Coding region: 559-1737 (392 amino acids)
Cellular component (GO): nucleus; RNA N6-methyladenosine methyltransferase complex
Molecular function (GO): mRNA binding
Source: RefSeq, a predicted model, not a curated record
AAAACUGACAGCCAACCACCACAACUACACGCACAGGCAUCGUUUGGGAUGCGGACGGCCAAAUAAAUACGACAAGAAAACACAGUGAAGUAACUUGGGCGCACGGGAAUACCUGUGGCAAACCGGACAACCCGCGACUGGAACCGGACACCGGACAAAGCAACGCCUUCUGCCAUCAACUGCCCUUGCCACAGAGGGCAACGAGUUUCGCGGGUUUCCGCGGCCCCACACCAGCCGACACCCACAUCUGCGCCCGUACUGCCCGCAACCGAUCAACAACCAAACCCCGGGGACAGAGUUGGAACACAAACCACACACACGCACGGACCGAACUUUCUCCCUCCGGGAAGAAGAAGAAUCAAAGCAAUAAGCAGCAAAACCUCAUCACCAACCGAAUAUGAUGAUGCCGCAUCGUCAGGCACCAUCGCCUCGUAGCUGAUUACUCUUCCGUUUUUUAGGAAAUAACACGCCUGAUCGAUUAUUAGCAAUAAGUUUGUGGGUAGGUGUGGAAGCGAUAACUAGUAGGCAAAAGAAAGUUAACCUAGCAACAAAUACGAUAUGAGCGACGUUAUCAAGUCCCGGCGUGAGCAAUCACAAAAGCGAAAGAUGCUGCUCGCUCAAACCUUUGGUGUGUCCUGUGUGGAAGAUCUGAAGCACGUACUCGGCACCGCGGAAGGCUCACCAAUCAACAAAUCGCAACGGUACGAGGACGAGGAAGCCAGCUCGUCGAAAUCGUCUGAAACGGCCGAAGGGCUAGUGUAUCGGGAUUCGUCCACCUUUCUAAAGGGCACACAAUCGUCCAAUCCGCACAACGACUACUGCCAGCACUUUGUCGAUACGGGGCAGCGGCCCCAGAACUUUAUCCGUGACGUCGGGUUAGCGGACCGGUUCGAGGAGUACCCGAAGCUGCGCGAACUGAUCCGGCUAAAGGAUGAGCUGAUCGCGGAAACUGCCACACCGCCCAUGUACCUGCGGGCGGACCUUAAAACAUUCGAUCUGAAAACGCUCGGCACCAAGUUCGACGUCAUCCUGAUCGAACCGCCGCUCGAGGAGUACGCACGGGGUGGUGCGGCAGUGGCGGCCGGUGCACCACGCAACUUCUGGUCGUGGGACGAAAUACUCGCGCUCGACAUUGGCGAGGUGGCCGCCCAUCGGAGCUUCGUGUUUCUGUGGUGCGGUAGCUCCGAAGGGCUGGACAUGGGACGCAACUGUUUGCGCAAGUGGGGCUUCCGACGGUGUGAGGACAUUUGCUGGAUACGGACAAACAUCAAUUCACCCGGCCAUUCGAAAAUUCUCGAACCGAAGGCCGUGUUUCAGCGCACCAAGGAACACUGUCUGAUGGGCAUCAAGGGCACGGUACGGCGGUCGACCGACGGAGACUUCAUUCACGCGAACGUGGACAUCGACUUGAUCAUCUCGGAGGAGGCCGAGUUUGGCAGUUUGGAGAAACCGAUCGAAAUCUUUCACAUCAUCGAACACUUCUGUCUCGGGCGCCGCCGGUUGCACAUUUUCGGGCGCGAUUCCACGAUACGGCCCGGCUGGGUAACGAUCGGACCGGAGCUGACCAACUCGAACUUUAACAGCGAACUGUACGCUAACUCGUUCGAGGAAAGUCCAACCACCGGGUGCACCGAGCGGAUCGAAGCGUUGCGACCGAAAAGUCCGCCAGCGAACGGGAAAGUGUUACGGGGCCGGGGCCGUGGUUUUCCCCGUAUUCGGGGGAGAUCGCGUGUGUAGAAUACCCCUGUUACCUACACAUCUCAGGGCGAUAGGGAGGGCAAAGGGGGGAAGGGGAGGGGAGGGGAGAGGGAGAAGAAAUCCUUCCAUUAUGUGUUUUUUCGUUCUUUCUUUUCAUUACAUUUCAUUUUAACACAGCCUCAAAAGCAACAAGAGGAAAAAGAAGCAAAAGCAAAUACAACAAAAUAAAACUAUAAUAUUUUCAAGAAAACGCUUA